AUGGAGGAUGUGAGUGCUAUUUACCCAUACUUCUCGAAUGGCUGCCAAAAGGUAGAACGGUGUGAGGCUGGCAUCGCCUUUGCCAUCCCAAAAAACUUCACCGGAAAAGUGCCCUACCUGGUGCAAGGCAGCAACGACCACACAGAAGAAACCAACAUGGAUGCACCACCAAUCGUUGUGAUGGCAUCUACUGCCUUACUUUCUCGACCGGAGUCGAGCCCGCCACGACGUGCUGGUGAAAAUCGUGAUCUCCGACGCCGAUGGCUGUACGGAGCACGGAUCCCUUCUCUCCGAGAUGAGGCUCCGACUAAAGUGUCGGAAGAAACCAUUAGGUAA
Molecule: messenger RNA, 336 nt
Organism: Dibothriocephalus latus
Lineage: Eukaryota; Metazoa; Platyhelminthes; Cestoda; Diphyllobothriidea; Diphyllobothriidae
Source: the annotation of a GenBank genome assembly